Aspergillus eucalypticola CBS 122712 is the source of this 3949-nucleotide messenger RNA. Its product is annotated as sensor histidine kinase. The transcript is spliced from 7 exons. Gene Ontology annotation, molecular function: phosphorelay sensor kinase activity; histidine phosphotransfer kinase activity. The record is from RefSeq and is a predicted model, not a curated record. The coding region runs from base 224 to 3790 and encodes 1188 amino acids. Lineage: Eukaryota; Fungi; Ascomycota; Eurotiomycetes; Eurotiales; Aspergillaceae. Gene Ontology annotation, biological process: protein autophosphorylation; phosphorelay signal transduction system.
CUAUUCCUCACCCUGCCGCUAAUUCCCCACAUUCCUUCGUUUGCCCACCAUCUUUCUUUUUUUCUCCCUCUUUCUUCCCUCGUUUGCUUUUCCCGGCUGUGGCGGCUUGUUUUUAUUCUUUUCUAUUUUUUGUUUUUCCUUCACCUUCAUCUUGCUUGGUUUCCCUUCCCAUUUUCCUUCCCCCUUCCUCAUCCUACGAUAUGCCAGCAGCGUCCCGUGAGUGAUGGCGGCCUCCUUCCAGCACCCUGAGGCUGAGCGGGAGAGAAUCAGAGACUUGUCCCGGUACUAUUGCACCGUCGAUCGUCCCGCCCUCCGUCUGGAAGCGGCCGCAGAGGAGACGACUCACUCUGCCGCCCAUGGGGAUACCUCCUCCUCCACUACUCCCGACGUCCGGCUGUCGUCCGAUAUCACUCUCACGGCGCUGGCUCAGCUGGCUGUCUUUCGCUUUGCCUGCAACCGCGCCUUCAUCUCCAUCAUCGAUGGCUCCAAUCAAUAUCUGAUCGCCGAAGCCACCAAAUCCAUCUCUUUGCGCGAUAAGGAUCAGCAUGACCCCGAUGAUGGCAUCUACCUGGGGGUCCGCACCCUCGACCUGGUCUGGGGGGUCUGUCCUCAUUCCAUUGCCCUGUUCACCGGGCAGGAUCCCUCCAAGCUCGUCGACUCCAUCAACGUGACCGCCAAUACCUCCCGUUACGUCGUCCGAGACUUUACCCAGGAGGACUUCUUCAAAGAUCGUCCCUAUGUCACCGGAUGGCCCUAUUUCCGCUUCUACGCCGAGGUCCCGCUGUACAGUCCCGCUGGUCAUGUUCUCGGUUCCUUUUGCGUCAUCGAUGAUAAGCCUCGUUCCGACUUUGGGGAUCGAGAGAUCGCCUCCCUGCGUGAGGUGGCCGAUGCCGUCACCCAGCACCUCGAACACGUUCGCAUUUCCCAUUCGCAUCGCCGCGCCGAGAGUCUUGUCAAGGGUCUGACCAGCUUCGUGAAAGACCAUCCCGCCUUCGACCCGACCAAUGUGCCUGGACCUAGCCAUGGGCCUACGCUGGUGCCCAGCACUGAGCCUGCACCCCCGCAGCCCCUGUCGUUAACCGACGACCCGUUGCGAGAGCCUCCUACGCAGCUCCAGUCCGCAUCCUCCGAAAUGACGGGCGAAUUGGCCUCUUUAUUCUCCGCCGUCACUUGCUCCGAGAUCACCGCCACCUCGACCUCCGUGAACGUACCGGGUCCACGCCCCGUCCCGGUCGCCGUCCCGGAUGAAGUCCUUCCGCCCGACGGAUCGGAGACGCACGAUUCCAGCGUCGUGGUGUCCGACCACACCGAAUAUCCGGUCGUCUCAGUCAUCGAACGCGAGGCCCGCUCCGAAAGCCUAUUUCGCAUCUUCACCCGCGCCAGCCUCACCCUGCGCGACUCGAUGGAUCUGGAUGGUGUGGUGUUCCUGGAUGCCAGUCGGUGUAACGCCGGAGUUGUUCGCCCCGGCCAGCCCGGGUCCUGGGAGCCUCUCCCCACCACCGCCAAUCCCGAGUUCCUCGCCGAUCCCUACCCCAGUCCGGUCGACUUGCCCGGCGUGGGCUCCCUUUCCAACGUAUCGGAGAAGCCGUGUGAGGUACUAGGAAGCGCCCAUCAAGAUGAGGUGAGCGCCAAUCAACCCAUCACGGAGGCUCUUCUCAACCAGAUGAUUGCCGCCUUCCCUCAUGGCCAGUUCUUCAAUUUGCACGACUGGAUUGACGAGGAGGGUGGCCAAUCUCUGUCGCCCUCGCUAGAGGAGCGGUCGGAAGGAGAUCAUACCAUGUCCGAUAUCUGCCGUCGACUGCGCCAGCAUUUACCCGAGGCCUACUGUGUACUCUUCUACCCAUUGUGGGACUGGAAUCAAUCACGCUGGCUGGCGGGUACCCUGGUCUGGACCCAGGCCAGCAAUCGCGCGCUGGGUGUCGAUGAGCUACAUUACUUUAAAGUGUUCGGAGACUCCAUCAUCUCCGAGGUGGCCCGCGUGGAUUGGGCCAGCACCCAGCAGUCCAAGUCGGAUUUCAUCUCCUCCGUUAGCCAUGAGCUGCGGUCGCCACUGCAUGGCAUUUUGGCCAGCGCAGAACUGCUGCAGACAACCCCGCUGCAUUCGAGUCAGGCUCACUGGAUGAACAUGGUCAAGAGCUGUGGAUUGACUCUGCUGGACACCUUGAACCACCUCUUGGACUUCGCCAAGAUCAACAACUUGACGACGACUGAGGAGGCCAGCCCCGACCAGUCCAAACCCAGCGUGACGAACCUUCUAACCGUGUUCGACCUCGACGACCUCAUCGAAGAGGUCACGGAUGUUCAGUACACGGGCCAGCGAUUGGCCCAAGCGGUGGCUCCCUUGACGGGACGCCCAGCGCAGCCGACCUCUAUACGGCUGGAUGGGGAACUCACAGUCGUGGUGCGUGUACAGGAGCGGAGCACGUGGAGGAUACAGUCGGUAGCUGGUGCCUGGCGACGCAUCGUGAUGAACCUGCUGGGCAAUUCGUUGAAGUGGACCAAGGCAGGUUUUGUCGAGGUGUCGCUCUCCAAGGCCCGCCGCGAGUCCAACCCACACACAGUCUUGGCGCAUCUGUCGGUCACUGAUACGGGUUCGGGUAUCAGUCCAGACUUCCUCCGACACAAGCUCUUCUCUCCUUUUACGCAGGAAGACGCUUUAUCGGAGGGUCUUGGGCUGGGAUUCAGCAUUGUGCGCCAGCUGGUUGCCUCGUUAGAAGGCCACAUCGACGUACGCAGCGAAGUCGGCGUGGGCACCCAGGUUGACAUCUAUAUCCCCGUGCGUCCUAGCGCGGCGCAGGCAUCCCGUCGCGGCAGCCCGGACGAACUCGCCACGCCGCUGCCGCCUAUGGCAGCCUGCCUGAUUGGAUUUGACGGUUAUCCCAAUCCGCGGGAGAUCCCCACGGGCAUCCUGCCGGCCGAAGCCAAACGCAAGCUGGCCAUUCGGAGCUCCCUGACUUCGGUGCUCGUUCAGCAACCGGGCUGGACGCUGGCACUGGCCGAAUCCUUGGACCGUGCGCAGGGCGACGUGGCCGUGGUUGAGCAGGGUGAUCUGCACCCGACGCCAGACAAACCAUCUCCCCUUGACGUGAUGGUGCAGCGCGGUUUCAAAUACUUCAUUGUACUGGAUAGCAACAAGCCGUUGCCGCAAAUCGAGGCGCUGGCUCCAAAUGUUGUUCGGGUAUCUCAGCCAUUCGGACCCCAGAAAUUUGACGACGCUAUCCGGCGGGUGCAGACCUUAGCCCGUGAGGCUGCGCUCAAUUGCCCGCCGUCGCGGCCGGCACCGAUGCCACUGCAGCCCUCCCUGUCCGCAUCGCUCGGUCUGACGCCGCCAGGUGCUCCAGAUUCGGCCAUUGAUUUCGCCUCCCCCUGUACGCCGCUGGAGCCUGCGCAUUCUCAUCCUCCCAGUAAAGCUCCAAAGGACAUACAUGUUCUCAUCGUAGAUGACAACGACAUCAAUUUGAAGAUUCUGGCGACGUUCAUUCGAAAGAUUGGUUGCAGCUAUGACACUGCAUCCAACGGACUACUAGCCCUGAACACGUACAAGGAAGCCACGCGGCGCCACGAUCUCAUCUUGAUGGACAUAUCGAUGCCAGUGAUGGACGGCAUCGUCGCGACGGACCAUAUCCGACGAUACGAAAAGAAGAACGGCCUCAUUCCCUCGCGUAUCAUCGCCGUGACGGGCUUGGGGUCGACAGACCGCCAGCAACAAGCGCUGUCGGCGGGGGUGGAUGAGUAUUUGGUCAAGCCCGUGUCCCUGCGCGGGCUGAAGAAAGUGAUGCGGAUUUCAUGAUGACGACUCUUGCACGAUACCUCUUCUCCUCAUGGUUCUGUACAAAAGCAUACACCCUGCGGGGGCCUUGGGGGUGCCCCUUAGUGUGUGAUAUAUUCUUCCAGUAGACAAAUGUAUAUACGAAGAUUUUGCCUGGAUGGCUCGGAUGAAUGAUGCUGU